CUUUCGCCCAGCGGUGACGUAACGACGCAUACACUGGUCGAGUCGGGACGUCUGGCUCCCAUUUAUUGCACCGGUACAGUGACGUAAUGCAAAGCAGGCGGUCAUGGCUUGGAAGUCGAAGACCCGCAAUCUACAGGUGGUGGACACGGAGCUGAGUGCUGACACGGUGGAGUGGUGUCCUGUUGCAUCGAGCCACGACAUCCUGGCCUGCGGGACAUAUCAGCUACAAAAAGGGGCAGGGGAAGAGGAUGCCCCUCCAAGCCGGACUGGUCGUUUGUACCUUUUUGAAUUUCGGCGGGAGGGAUCCAUGAGCCCUCCUCUCACUGAGCUACAGCGCAUUGACACAGCGGCCAUUUUAGAUUUAAAAUGGUGUCACGUGCCACUGUCAGGAGGGGCCGUGCUGGGAAUGGCAGCUGCCACUGGAGAGCUGCAGCUGUACACACUGUCAGACAGUCAGGAAGGAGGCCAUAGACUGGAGCCUCUGUGCUGCGUGGAGGUGGGAGCAGAGCGGCUGGCUCUGUCGUUAGACUGGUCCACUGGAAGAAUGGACAGCAGUGAUGUGCGGGUGGUGUGCAGUGACUCUGCAGGCUGCGUCAGUGUGCUCUCCCUGGCUGAAGGCGCUCUGACGGCUCUGUCACAGUGGAAGGCCCAUGACUUUGAGGCCUGGAUCUCAGCCUUCUCUUACUGGGACACACAGUUGGUAUACUCUGGUGGUGAUGACUGCAAACUCAAAGGCUGGGAUCUCAGGGUGGGUCCCUCCUGCCCCACCUUCACCAGUAAAAGACACUCAAUGGGUGUGUGCAGUAUACACAGCAACCCCCACCGGGAGCACAUCUUGGCUACAGGCAGCUAUGAUGAGCAGGUUUUGCUGUGGGAUGGCAGGAACAUGCGACAUCCUCUCAGUGAAAGUCCAGUGGGUGGUGGAGUGUGGAGGCUGAAGUGGCAUCCGACCGAUCAGCACCUGCUGCUGGCAGCCUGCAUGCACAAUGACUUCCACAUCCUCCACUGCCAGCAGGCGCUAGAGGGUGGUGGAGGAGCAUGUCCGGUCCUAGCCUCCUACAUCCUGCACAACUCCCUGGCGUACGGAGCCGACUGGUCCCGGCUGUCCCUGGAGGAACCGGCUCCCUGCUCUCCUGUUGCUGCAGAACCAAAGGAAAGCCUCGCAGAGAGUGGAGGUCACUUGAGGAUUCAGUAUGAAUCUCCCACCGCCAGCUUUGACACUUCCCUGGAGGAUGAUGCAGGACGAUACAUCCCAGAGGGCAUUGCAGCACCCCCUUUCACCCCUACUGCAGGCCCUGCCCUGAUUCCCGAUGAGGAUGCCCAUUCACUGUCCUAUGUGCUGGCAAGCUGCUCAUUCUAUGACCAUAUGCUGCAUGUGUGGCGCUGGGACUGGACUCCAGAUCAGGCUCAACUGGAAUCAGAGCCAUGCUGACCAGGCUGGAGCACUGGCUGCACUGGCACGAUAGAAAUAUACCAAGUUCUGCAGAAUGUAUAGCCAACAAAUAGUCCCCAGACUUAUCACAGAAUAUGCAAUUAGGAAAACCUUAUAUUUUUGAAUUGACACUUGAUUUUUAUAAGCUUGUAUUUAAACAAAUUGCUUACAAUCUUCAGUUUGCCCUGUAGCAGAAAGAUCAACACCAACAUUUACCCACAAACCUGUUCUUCAUUAUAGCAGUGUUAAGAUAAAUUGUUCUCAAAAACAACUUUCUUGACUCCAUGCAAUGUGUGUGAAUUGGUCCUCAAAAGGAAAUUCUAUUCAUUUGCACCCUUCUACCUUAUAAGGACUCCUGGGUUCAGUUCAGCAUUAAUGACAUUUUGGAUGGGUUGAUGCGUGAUGUAGCCCAGAUUAGCAGGUUAAAGGCUCCCGAGUAAUGAACCUCCUCUUUAAUAACACACCCCCUUUUUGCAAUUGUAAAGUGUUCUGCCAGCCUAUGUGGUGAUCUUCAACUCAUUAUGAUUUUGUAAGCGUUAUCACAGUAGUAGAACUACAUUUGAAAUAGCCACUUGAAUUGCUAGUUACAUUUAUUACACUUCCUGACCAAUAAAGCUACAUUAUCAUGUUCUAGGUUCACUGUGUCUUAACUUGGAGUCAUGUCUUUAAAAUCAAGGGGCUUUGAGAAAAAUGAACUACUAUAUUGUAGUAUAUCGUCUCAGUAUAAGAGACUGUGAAGAAUAACUAUGAUUAGCCUCAG
Messenger RNA from Anarrhichthys ocellatus (wolf-eel), 2192 nucleotides. It is a transcript of the gene dph7, whose product is annotated as diphthamide biosynthesis 7. The record is from RefSeq and is a predicted model, not a curated record. Bases 104 to 1432 code for a protein of 442 amino acids. Gene Ontology annotation, molecular function: protein binding; diphthine methylesterase activity. Gene Ontology annotation, cellular component: cytoplasm. Lineage: Eukaryota; Metazoa; Chordata; Actinopteri; Perciformes; Anarhichadidae. Gene Ontology annotation, biological process: protein histidyl modification to diphthamide. The transcript is spliced from 10 exons.